AUGAUCCGGGAGGGGGACUCGUCCCCGAUCCGGGAGGGAGGGGGACGAGUCCCUGAUCCUGGAGGGGGACGAGUCCCUGAUCCGGGAGGGAGACGAGUCCCCGAUCCUGGAGGGAGGGGGACGAGUCCCCGAUCCGGGAGGGAGGGGGACGAGUCCCUGAUCCUGGAGGGGGACGAGUCCCUGAUCCGGGAGGGGGACGAGUCCCUGAUCCGGGAGGGAGACGAGUCCGUGAUCCGGGAGGGGGACGAGUCCCCUAUCCGGGAGGGAGACGAGUCCGUGAUCCGGGAGGGAGACGAGUCCGUGAUCCGGGAGGGGGACGAGUCCGUGAUCCGGGAGGGGGACGAGUCCCCUAUCCUGGAGGGAGACGAGUCCGUGAUCCGGGAGGGAGACGAGUCCGUGAUCCGGGAGGGGGACGAGUCCCCUAUCCGGGAGGGAGACGAGUCCGUAAUCCGGGAGGGGGACGAGUCCCCUAUCCGGGAGGUAGACGAGUCCGUAAUCCGGGAGGGAGACGAGUCCGUGAUCCGGGAGGGAGAUGAGUCCGUGAUCCGGGAGGGGGACGAGUCCCCGAUCCUGGAGGGGGACGAGUCCGUGAUCCGGGAGGGGGACGAGUCCCCUAUCCGGGAGGGGGACGAGUCCCCGAUCCUGGAGGGGGACGAGUCCGUGAUCCGGGAGGGGGACGAGUCCCCGAUCCUGGAGGGGGACGAGUCCCCGAUCCGGGAGGGAGACGUGUCCGUGAUCCGGGAGGGGGACGAGUCCCCGAUCCGGGAGGGGGACGAGUCCCCGAUCCGGGAGGGGGACGAGUCCCCGAUCCGGGAGGGAGACGAGUCCGUGAUCCGGGAGGGGGACGAGUCCCCGAUCCGGGAGGGGGACGAGUCCCCGAUCCGGGAGGGAGACGAGUCUGUGAUCCGGGAGGGAGACGAGUCCGUGAUCCGGGAGGGGGACGAGUCCCCGAUCCGGGAGGGAGACGAGUCCGUGAUCCGGGAGGGAGACGAGUCCGUGAUCCGGGAGGGGGACGAGUCCCCGAUCCGGGAGGGAGACGAGUCCGUGAUCCGGGAGGGAGACGAGUCCGUGAUCCGGGAGGGAGACGAGUCCGUGAUCCGGGAGGGAGACGAGUCCGUGAUCCGGGAGGGGGACGAGUCCCCUAUCCGGGAGGGGGACGAGUCCCCGAUCCUGGAGGGGGACGAGUCCGUGAUCCGGGAGGGAGACGAGUCCGUGAUCCGGGAGGGAGACGAGUCCGUGAUCCGGGAGGGAGACGAGUCCGUGAUCCGGGAGGGGGACGAGUCCCCGAUCCGGGAGGGAGACGAGUCCGUGAUCCAGGAGGGAGACGAGUCCGUGAUCCGGGAGGGAGACGAGUCCGCUCCACUGGCGGUUCUACGAUUUUUCUGA
Molecule: messenger RNA, 1386 nt
Organism: Cololabis saira (Pacific saury)
Lineage: Eukaryota; Metazoa; Chordata; Actinopteri; Beloniformes; Belonidae
Product: S-antigen protein-like
Exons: 2
Coding region: 1-1386 (461 amino acids)
Source: RefSeq, a predicted model, not a curated record